AUGAACCGAAUCCAGAGAGUCGCCAUUGUAGGGGCCGGCGGUCGCCUGGGAAGCUUUGUGAUCGAUGAGUUAAUCGCCUCGGAUCUCUUCACUGUCACUGCAAUCAGACGUCCAGAGAGCAAAAGCCAACUGCCACCUGGCAUUCCUGAAGUAGAGAUAGUCAACUACAGCGACAAGUCUGCCGUCGUCGACGCCCUUCGAGGCCAAGAUGCGCUUGUCAUCACUCUGAACUUCUUUGCAGCCCCUGAGUCCCAGAAGCAGCUCGUAGACGCCGCCGUCGAAGCUGGAGUCAAGUUCAUUAUGCCGAACGAAUGGGCUUUUCCUGGAGCAGAUGGGAAGCUCGGCAAGGAUAUUGGCAUGGGACUGGGAGUCGUGGCCCACCGAGAAUACAUUGAAUCCGCUAUCACUGGCAAAGACACCUCUUGGAUCUCAAUCACUUGCGGACCGUGGUACGAGUUCUCGCUCGUGUGUGGCUUCGACUGCAGCUCUUCCGCACGGUUUGGUUUCGAUUUUGAUGCGAAGACCGUUACGUUCUUCGACCAUGACGGAAGGAGCAAGAUUCACACGACGACUUGGAAUCAAGUCGCUCGUGGGGUGCUCGCCUUGCUUUCUCUACCUAUAGAUUCGGGAAUGGGACACGCUGGUCCCUCAUUGAGCGACUUCAAGAACAGCUCAGUCCACAUCGCCUCCUUUCUGAUCAGUCAGCACGAUAUGUUCGAGUCGAUACUACGACUUCGCGGCGAAAGGGUGAAUGGCUGGACGAUCGAAAGAGAAGAUACCCAAGCACGCUUCGAUCGUACAAGCAAAAUGGUCGGCAAUGAGGACAAGAUGAUCAAUCUGGAAGGUAUGGUGACUCGCAUGUACACCCGAUUCUUCUGGCCGGACGGCUCUGGGACUUUCAGCGACAAAUUGGCAAACGAGCAGCUGAGUCUUCCAAACAAGGAUCUUGACGACGCGACUGCGUAUGCGUUGAAGUUGCUGGGUGAGAAGUCUGUCAAACUCCAGCUUUGA
Messenger RNA from Zasmidium cellare ATCC 36951, 1011 nucleotides. RefSeq lists its product as uncharacterized. The coding region runs from base 1 to 1011 and encodes 336 amino acids. NCBI's taxonomy places the organism in Eukaryota, Fungi, Ascomycota, Dothideomycetes, Mycosphaerellales, Mycosphaerellaceae. The transcript has a single exon. The record is from RefSeq and is a predicted model, not a curated record.